CACCCACGUACUAAAGUGACCCCAUCACGCCUUGGAAUAGAGCACCAAUUUGGAUUAAAUCUUAACGAAAUAGUUGAUAAUGGAAGCUGUCAAAUACUUGGCACAUUUACAUGCUUUUUUGUUUUUACCUAAAAUUAAAGAAAAAUGGCAGAAAGAAUUUGUAACAAUAGAAGAAAUGUGGGGACAGAGUGUGGCUGAAGAAUUUGGUUCAGCAAUGAUUGAACAAAUUAUGGAACUUGAUGAAGAUAUUGUGGAACCAUUUAAAAUAAUUGGCAAUUUAGUUAUGAAACCAGAUUUUGUUAAAUGGAUGAAGGAAAAAUGUGAAAAUAAUUAUGGUGUUCCUGAAAUCCUUACACAUGGGGAUUUAUGGAAUAAUAAUUUAUUAUGGUAUAACAAUAAUCCAAACAGACUUGCAGCUUUUAUAGACUGGCAAUUGGCAACUAUAGGCAAUCCAAUGACUGAUAUAUCUCGGUUAAUGUUGGCAACUGUAGAACCCGAUCUACGUAAAAAUAUUGAAAAGCAAGGGACAGUUUUAGAACUAUAUUUGAAUGAAUUAAAUAAAAAAUUAGUUGAACAAGGAAUGGAAAAAGUAAAGUAUGGAAUUGAGGAACUUCAACAUGUUUACAAUUUGGCAAUUAUUUCACAAGCUAUUGGCAGGGUUAUGGAAAUUCCGUUUUUUGAAAGAGGAACACCAGAAAAUGAUCCAGAAUUCAAAGAAAAAAUGGAAUGUAUUAAAAUUAGAGCAAAAAGUAGCAUUAAUGAUGCUUUAAAAAUUUUGGAAAUGGAAGCACCUGAAUGGCUAAAUAAAGAUGAGGAGAAAAAUGGGAAAAAUAUUUGA
This is a messenger RNA of Meloidogyne enterolobii, 838 nucleotides long. Lineage: Eukaryota; Metazoa; Nematoda; Chromadorea; Rhabditida; Meloidogynidae. The record is from the annotation of a GenBank genome assembly.